AAAGAUUGCUUAAGAAAGUAGGUGCUUCAAUGAAUUAGCUAUUUUAAUCGUACCUAGUCAUAUUAUGAGAGUACUACAGUUUUGUGAAAUUCGAGUUUGUUUAUUCUUAAAUAUUUAUUAGUGUAUUAUCCGUAACCCGGGUUAUUUUUAUAGACAAACUUAUAAAUAGUAAAGUUCAACAGCCAAACGAGAGUAUACAAAUGUUCCAUUCACGCAGGUGAACACGAAUUGCACGUAUCAUACAUAACCUCACUGUGAACGUGUGUUGUUUAAUAGUUAAUGUUUUAGGCCUUUCUCCUAUUGACUAUGCUACCGACACGAUCAUAACACAACACCACUAUGGACUUCAUCAUCGGCGGCUUAGCCGCCAUGGGUGCCAGCGUCUUCAGCAACCCUUUCGACGUCCUCAAAACACGAAUGCAGCUCCAGGGCGAGCUGAAAGCCCGAGGCCAUCACGCCAUCCACUACAAGAACACUUUCCAUGCGGCUUACGUAGUCGCCAAAAACGAAGGCAUCCGCGGUCUUCAAAAGGGACUAGGCACAGCCCUCAUAAUGCACAGUGUACGCAACAGUGUGCGCCUAGGAACUUACCAAUCGUUAAGCAAUCACGGGUUUAUAUGUGACAGUGAAGGCAAGACGAUCUUAUACAAAAGCCUGUUGGCCAGUUCCUUCAGUGGGGCUGCUGGGGCUUUCUUUGGAAGCCCGUUCUUUCUAAUCAAAACGCAGCUGCAAUCUCAGGCGGCCGAGGCAAUAGCUGUAGGGCACCAGCAUGGUCACUCAGGUCUGACUGCAGCCCUUAGAACAAUUUAUGUGAAGCAUGGAAUUAAAGGGUUGUGGAGAGGGGCUAAUGCGACAAUGUUGCGAGCGGUCGCUGGGUCGUCGGCGCAACUUACCAGUUUUGCCAAAGCUAAGGAUUUUUUGAGAGAGUAUGAGGUGUUUCGACAUUCCACGGUAUUGACUGCGUUUGGUGCGAGUAUUGUUGGAGGAAUUGUGCAGACGCUGUGUAUGACACCGUUUGAUCUGGUUUCGACGCGGUUAUACAACCAAGGAACCGAUAUCCAUGGGAACGGGACCCUGUACAAAGGAAUAAUCGACUGUUUCAUUAAAACUUACAAAUCUGAAGGAUUUGUCGGUCUCUACAAAGGAGUAGGUGCAAAUUAUAUGCGUCUUGCUCCACAUGGCGCCUUCUGUUUAGUAUUUUGGGACAUAUUAAAAGAUUUACAAAAUACGUAUUUGAAAUAAAUUUGUGAUAAAUUUAAAUGAAACUUAUGUUGAACGAAUCGGAGAAAUUAAGACGAUAAGUAUUAAUUUAUUUUAAUAACUAUAUGUACAAUAUAGCUGAACAGAGCUUUAUAUUAAAUGA
Molecule: messenger RNA, 1363 nt
Organism: Zophobas morio
Lineage: Eukaryota; Metazoa; Arthropoda; Insecta; Coleoptera; Tenebrionidae
Product: solute carrier family 25 member 35-like
Exons: 4
Coding region: 340-1242 (300 amino acids)
Source: RefSeq, a predicted model, not a curated record